AUGGCUUUGCUACAUUUCUUUCUUGCUUUAUGUUGGUUGCAAGUCUUUGCUAUAUGUUCUGCGUAUCUGGAUACUCUUAACCAAGGCCAGUCUCUCUUUGUUGAAAGAUUAAAUAAAUCAAAUAAUGUUUUGGUUUCAGAGAAUGGUGUUUUUUCUGCAGGGUUUUUCUCUGUCGGAGAUAACGCUUUCAGCUUUGCCAUAUGGAUCAACAAGUCUACGUGUCCAACCGUGGUUUGGAUGACAAAUCGAGAUCAACCGGUCAAUGGAAAACGCUCGAAGUUUUCCCUAUCAAAAACUGGAGAUCUCAUUUUGCUUGAUGCUGGCCAAAUUACAGUUUGGAGUUGGACCAUGGCUACGUCUUACUCAGUCGCAGUACAACUGCAGCUACUUAACAGUGGUAAUCUUGUUCUUCGCACUCCAGAUAAUGUCAUACUUUGGCAAAGUUUUGGGUGGCCAACAGAUACGCUUCUUCCUCAGCAACAGUUGACCAGAAAUAUCAGCCUUAUCUCGUUAAAAAGUUUAAGUAAUGGGUCUUCUGGUCAUUAUAAGCUUUAUUUCGACGAUGAUAAUGUCCGCCAUCUUCUGUUUCAAACUCCGGAAGAAUCCAGCAGGUAUUGGCCAACUGCUGGACUAACAAACUUUGCAGCUGGAAGAACCGAGUACAAUAAUACUAGAGUUGCGGUAUUAAAUUCCUAUGGUCACUUUAUCUCAACUGACGAUUUAAACUUUUCCUCAAUUGACUUCGGAGCCAACUCCUUGAGACGUCUAACACUUGAUCCUGAUGGCAAUCUUCGAUUAUACAGCCUUGGAGAAAGUGGUGCUCGGAAUGUCUCAUGGAAAGCUUUCUCAAAUCCAUGCAAGAUACAUGGCGCAUGUGGACCCAAUAGUAUAUGUACCUAUGAUCCUGCUUUUGGUAGGAGUUGCUCUUGCCUGCCAGGAUAUAAAGCUAAGGAUUCUGUUGAUUGGUCUUACGGUUGUGAGACAGAGUUCGACCUGUCCUGUACAAGAAGUAAUGAAUUUAGCUUUGUAAAAUUUAAUCAUAUCGAGUUUUAUGGCUAUGAUAAAGGUUAUUUCCCCAACUCUACCUUGGAAAAGUGUAAAAAAGAAUGCUUGAAGUUGUGCAACUGCAAAGGGUUUCAAUAUAAAUUUAACAAGGGAAAUGGCUAUUAUGAAUGCUAUCCCAAGGUAUUGUUGCUCAAUGGAUAUCUUUCGCCCAAUUUUAUUGGAGAUUUGUAUCUGAAGCUGCAAAUUAAAGGUUCCAGUUUAUUCUCCAGCAAAAUUCCUCAUAAAGCAGCGAGGCUAAAUUGCCCGAAAGACAUGCUUAGUCAGCAGCUGAACAGAACGCAUACAAGACCCCACGAAAAUAAGAAAGUUAAGGUUUUUGCUUUGGUUUGCCACUGCUUUGGGAGGUAUGGGGACGAUCUUUAUCUUCUUGGGAUGCUGUUUCAUGGUUAUUGCAGAUCGAGACUACAAAGCAGUUGUCCAAGGGUACUAUCUUGCCCCAACUGGCCGUUUCGAAAGAUUUACUUAUAGUCAGCUGAAAAAGGCAACUGGGAUUUUUACUCAAGAGGUCGGAAGAGGAGUGUUAGAAAUAAGCGGAUCGUGCUAAUAUGAGAGAAAAAUACUUCUAUUACUUUCAAGAAUAGAAAGAAGAGACAUACAAGCUCUAACUAAAAACUCCAAAAAAAAAACACCUCACAUAUCUCUCAAGGAUAUUCACAACUCUACUUGGUUGUGGUAUGAUGAUCUAUGAUCUGAUUUUCUUGAUGAUGGAGAGUCUUCAA
Molecule: messenger RNA, 1784 nt
Organism: Ricinus communis (castor bean)
Lineage: Eukaryota; Viridiplantae; Streptophyta; Magnoliopsida; Malpighiales; Euphorbiaceae
Product: putative receptor protein kinase ZmPK1
Exons: 1
Coding region: 1-1533 (510 amino acids)
Biological process (GO): recognition of pollen
Source: RefSeq, a predicted model, not a curated record